Messenger RNA from Vespa velutina, 5034 nucleotides. It is a transcript of the gene mor, whose product is annotated as SWI/SNF complex subunit SMARCC2. The transcript has 11 exons. Bases 310 to 3261 code for a protein of 983 amino acids. Gene Ontology annotation, molecular function: DNA binding; histone binding. Gene Ontology annotation, biological process: positive regulation of DNA-templated transcription. NCBI's taxonomy places the organism in Eukaryota, Metazoa, Arthropoda, Insecta, Hymenoptera, Vespidae. Gene Ontology annotation, cellular component: SWI/SNF complex. The record is from RefSeq and is a predicted model, not a curated record.
CCAAUCAUAUCAUCCGAAAAUCAUCGUUCUUCACGUCGAUGUCAUAUCUGUAUUUUUAUUUAGGUUAUAAUUCGAACGUAUUAUUAUAACCACAGGCUUUUCUCAUAACCAUAGUUACAUUUUCAUAGUAAAAAUAAUAAUUUUAACGGUUCAAUUUUCAACAUCAAGAAUUAAAUUUGUAGGCGUGCUGAGUAAUUGAGAAGUGAAGAGAUACAACCAACUUCAGAGGCGUGUCAUGUUUGCAAGUAACGCGGCGUUAUUGUUCGUACUAUUCUUGAAGAAUUUGUAGGUAUAAAAUUUAUAAUCAAAAUGCUUGCGUUAGGCCCAAAAAAGGAUGGAGGACCCAAUGCCAAAUUUUUUGAUUCUGCGGAAAUUCUCGCACAACUUGAUGGGGUUAAACAGUGGCUCCUGAAAAAUUGCAAAAAGUAUGUACAAACAGAUCCUCCUACUAACAAAACCUUAGCAACUUUAGUGGUACAAUUACUUCAAUUUCAAGAGGAUAAUUUAGGAAAAAAUGUAACUAAACCACCUAUGACAAGACUUCCAAUGAAAUGUUUCUUAGACUUUAAACCUGGAGGAGGUUUGUGUCAUAUACUUUCCACUGCUUAUCGAUUUAAACAAGAACAAGGAUGGCGGAGAUUUGACUUUCCAGUUGGAAAGUCAGGAUCUCGUAUGGAUCGUAUAGUAGAAAUGUUAAUGGCAGCAGAGCGUGCUUUAACUCAAAAUAGAUGUUUGACUAUACCAAGCGUUUUUGUAAGAGCUGACGUCGAUAAAUCAACAGCUACAAAAGUAAAAGAAGCAGUAAGACGACAUCAAGGCACAGUUGUUGAAAAUGAAGCAGAUGCUACACAUAUUAUUUUUCCACCAGUAGAUCCAAUGGAAGAAGAAUGUGCACGACCAUGUAUGAGACGUGAAAGAUCGGUUCUUCUUCAUUGGUACUAUUUCCCAGAUAGUUAUGACUCUUGGACUACUCUAGAUCUUCCUUGGGAAUUUCCUGAAGGAACUCUUAAUAUUACAAGUACAAGAUCGGUAUAUAAGGUAUCGGCAACUUGGGCGCUUGAUUUAGAUCAAUAUAAUGAAUGGAUGAAUGAAGAAGAUUAUGAGGUAGAUGAUAGUGGACAAAAGAAAGUUCACAAAUAUAGACUUUUAGUAGAAGAUUUGAUGGCACAACCUGCUCACCCACCACCGGGAAAAAAGCCAAAAAGAAAAAGAUCACCUACUCCCCCACCAAAAGUUGGAAAACGCAAAAGUAGCAGGGCUCCAUCAAAUAUACAAAGCACUUCAUCAACUUCUUCGGCAGCUACACCAAAAAAAUCACGCGGUGGUGGGGACGAAGAAGAAGAUCUUACUCAAGGGAUGGAAGAUCCACCAGCGGAACCACGGAUUGUAGAGGUUGUUGCUGCUCCUGCUAAUCCACCGGUUACAGGUCAAAGUAGUAAUGCAACUACAAGUAGUAGUUUGGCAUCAACUGGAAAUAAAAAACAAGAUAAUGAACUACAACCUCUUAAAUCCGGCAAUAUGGCAGAUUUGGAUGAACCAAUGGAAGGUGAUAAAGGAAGUUCUCAGGGUACUCAAGAUAGAGAGGAAAGAGAUACAAGCAAAGAAAGAGGAGAAGGAGGUAAAGGAGAUGAACCAGAAGAUAAUGUUACGGAACAGACACAUCAUAUAGUUGUACCUAGUUAUUCUGCUUGGUUUGAUUAUAAUUCGAUUCAUACUAUUGAAAAAAGAGCAUUAUCUGAAUUCUUCAAUGGCAAAAACAAAUCUAAAACACCAGAAAUUUAUCUUGCAUAUAGAAAUUUUAUGAUCGAUACAUAUCGAUUAAAUCCGACGGAAUAUAUCACAUCGACAGCAUGCAGGCGUAAUUUAGCUGGUGACGUUUGUGCGAUUAUGCGCGUACAUGCUUUUCUGGAACAAUGGGGUCUUAUUAAUUAUCAAGUAGAUGCAGAAUCCAGACCAACGCCUAUGGGUCCACCCCCAACAUCUCAUUUUCAUGUUUUAUCAGACACUCCAUCAGGUCUUGCACCAGUUAAUCCAAAUCCACCAAAAACACCACAACCAUCGGCAGCAAAAACGUUGCUUGAUCUUGAGAAGAAAUCUACUACAGCGCUCGGUGUCGAAGAAAAAGUUUCGGCCAGUGCUAUGACAAACUUUGGUUUAAAAAUUGAUCAGUAUUCUAGGAAACCAGCAGUGUUAAAGAACAAACAAGCGGCCGGGGCAACGCGCGAUUGGACGGAGCAAGAAACACUUUUAUUAUUAGAAGGUUUAGAACUUCAUAAAGAUGAUUGGAAUAAAGUCUGCGAACACGUUGGUUCUAGAACGCAAGAUGAAUGCAUAUUGCAUUUCUUACGGUUACCCAUAGAAGAUCCGUAUCUUGAAGAAGGUGGUCCAGAAGGUUUAGGACCUCUUGCAUAUCAACCGGUACCUUUCUCGAAGGCUGGAAAUCCUGUUAUGAGUACGGUCGCAUUUUUGGCUUCGGUUGUAGAUCCUAGAGUGGCAGCUAGUGCAGCAAAAGCUGCUAUGGAAGAAUUUGCUGCUAUUAAAGAUCAAGUUCCAGCUGCGUUAUUAGAUCAACAUUUACGAAAUGUUCAAGCUAGUGCCAAUUCAGAAGGAAAAUUUGAUCCAGCUGCUGGACUUGCACAAUCAGGUAUCGCUGGUACUGGACCACCUGAACCACCUGACGAUACUACAACACCAUCAACAGCUGGUACCCAAGCAACAGCAGUUACUUCUCCUCAUUCAACAGGUCCAGCUUCUAUAGAGACAAAGAAAGAAGAUCCAGAAAAAUCAAAGGAUUCAUCGGACGUAGAACAAUCCCCAUUGGAGAUAACGAAGAAAGAGGACGAAUCUAAAGAGAGCGAAGACGAUACUAAAUCUUCUAUUGAUGCUGAAGCUAUAGAAGCAAAAGAAAAGAAGGAUAAGGUUGUCAGGGAUGCCCAAUUACAAUCCGCAGCAGCGGCGGCAUUAGCUGCUGCUGCCGUGAAAGCGAAACAUUUGGCGGCUGUAGAGGAACGCAAAAUAAAAUCUUUGGUCGCGUUACUGGUUGAAACUCAAAUGAAAAAAUUAGAAAUUAAAUUACGUCAUUUUGAAGAAUUAGAAACAACGAUGGAACGCGAACGCGAAGGACUCGAAUAUCAACUUAUUACCGAAAGACAACAAUUUCAUUUAGAACAAUUGAGAGCAGCUGAAUUCAGAGCACGACAACAAGCACAUCAACGUUUAGCCCAAGAACAACAACAACAUACUCCACCUGAGCAGACAUAACUCCAUCGAAAUAGCUAUUUGAGUGACAAGGGAUUACAGUCUCCCACCAUCGUACAAUCUAAUUCAUUAAUCGUUCGGGAUCGAGACUCAAGGGACAAGGACAUUACGAUGUACAUGUCGAUCGUGCAUGUGAUUUACAUUCCUUAGGGGGACAAAGCUACUGAAUUAUAUCAAUAACAUUCGCUAAAAUAUAUGCAGUUUGUUCAUGGAAUAAAUUUUAUAUAGUUUAAUAUACGUCCGACUAUUUAUAAGCACUAAUAUUAUAGAUUAUUCAUUAAAAGAGAGAUUAGACAAUAUAUAUUUUUAUUAUUAAUAAAUAUAAAAUCACGGGACACGUAUAUGAUCAUUUAACGAAUUCAUUCUAAUAUAUCUAUAGUUACAAGAGAAAAUUUUGAAAUAGUUAAUAGAUUUAUGGAUCAGAGUAUAAUCCAAUAAAAAGGUUACAGACUACUGUUCAUUAUGUAUUUAUAGAAUUAGUACUGAUCAGAUAGAUCCAAUUGAAAUACAUCAUUUCCCACUAAACUGAUCAACUUCUUUUUCUCAGCCAUAGUAAGUGGAAUAACAUUAUAUAUUUUUCUAGCCAUUAAAGGAGUCUCUUCUAAACCAGAUAUCAUUGCACAUUUGAUCAAAAGCUGAAAAUCAAUGAAUUAUAUACAAUUUGAAUAUAUAUAUAUGUACAAAGUCUAAUGAUAUAUAAAAAUUUUAUAUAUAUAUAUAUAUAUAUAUAUAUAUAUAUCUUACAAGAGCAACUGAUCCAUAGCCUUGUGAAAUACAAAUUUCUAAUAGUUGAUUGAUUUGAUCGGCAUUUAAUAUACCCAUUACAGAUCCUUCACAAGAUGUUAUAAAAGAUAAUACUUCUAAUGCUUUAUCAUACCAAUUGGCACGUAACAACAGCAAAAUUAUAUCUUUCAAUAUUACAAUAUUCCAUACAACUUGUCUAAUAUUUGAGCGUUUUAACUGAAAAUAAUAAAUAUUGUUAUAUAAUGCUGAUUCAAUAUAUAAAAUAUCAGAAAUAAAGUAUAAAUAAAUUCAUUAACCUGUUUAUCAUCCCAGAUAUCCAAAGCAAAUGUUGCAAAUACUUUAUGAAGUGGAGAUUCACUUUCAAUAUCACAAUCAGAAGCUAUAUCUAAAGGUAUUUUUAUUAAUUGUUCAUUUUGUAACAUAUUAUACAUUUUUAUUUGGGACAUGAGUUUUGGUAAAUUUUCCAUAAUAAUUUCUUUCGAUUGAAGUUGUAAAAUUGUUAAAAUGUUUUCCAUAAUGCUCAUUUCUGGUAUAUAAACAUGCAUACUUAAUUGAUAAUAAAACUCAAAGAACUUUUCUAUCGGUAGCAUUUUCAGUUUUAAGUUAACAUAGUGUCGAUAGUAAAUAUUCUCCUAAAAAUAAAUAAAACAAAUAUUAUAUAAUAUAUAUAUAUAAAUUGAAAUUAAAAGUUCUCAAAAACUUACAAAAUAAGCAUUAGCAAGAAACUUAUAAUUGUCAUCUUUUAAAAGAAGUGCAUGCAGUCUAUCUCCUAUUUUCAAGUUAUUUUCUUUUUUAGCUAUUUCCAUUGCAACAGGAAAGAAGUUAAUAUCUUUUAUAUCACGAAAUUCAAGGGUCUCCAUUUCUAAUACAUCUAACAUAUCCUCUAAAAUUGUGAUGAAAGAUUCGCCUAAAUGCAAAAAUAAUAAAUAUAAUUAAUUAUUAAGAAAAACAUUAUUUUGUGUAAUUUCAUAUAAAUAUAACAUAAACUCUCUUACUAUUUUUAUUUUCCAAAUAAAGUAUAUGGCAAUACGA